This is a messenger RNA of Ornithorhynchus anatinus (platypus), 5192 nucleotides long. RefSeq names its product Cdk5 and Abl enzyme substrate 2 (gene CABLES2). The transcript is spliced from 11 exons. The record is from RefSeq and is a predicted model, not a curated record. Gene Ontology annotation, biological process: regulation of cell cycle. Lineage: Eukaryota; Metazoa; Chordata; Mammalia; Monotremata; Ornithorhynchidae. The coding region runs from base 1 to 1632 and encodes 543 amino acids.
AUGGCUGCGGCGGCGGCGGGCGAGCAGCAGCAGCAGCAGCAACAACCACCUCCUCCCCUUCCUCAUCCUCCAGCGGCGAAGGAGCAGCGGCCUGUCCGUCCCCCGCCUUCGCUGCGGAGACGAGCAGACUCCCGGCGCAGACAGGACGCCCUUCUCUUCCUCAAUAACAUCUCCCUGGAUGGCCGCCCCCCCAGCCUCGCCCCCGGCGCCCGCAAGCUCCCGUCUCGGCCCUCCGAGGAGGAGGCGGCGGAGGAAGGGGCGGCGGCCGGAGAGCCCCCCGCCGGUCCUGCCUGCCCCGCCGCCCCGCCUCGGCCGGGCCCUCCCAACGGGCCCCCGGCUUUGCUCCAGCAGCUGCCCAAAGACAGCCCCCUGCCUCCGGCCCGGGGCGAAGCCUUCCUGCCUCAGUUUCCCCAGCUGCUGCUGGGCUCCCCGGCCCCCGCCGCCCCUGCCCCCGGGCCGUCCGGGGCGGGGGGCAAGAACGCGCCCCCCGCCCCCCAGGGGCUCCUCAGCCCCACCCAGACCAGCUCUGCCUUCACCCUGGAGGUCCAGCGGCAGAGAAGGCGUUUUAUCUCCCAGCGCUGCUCUCUAGAAUUUUUAGAAGACAUAGUGGAAUAUGCCACUGUACAAAGAACCAAACAUUUAUCUGGAUCGCCACGGCACAAAAGCUUGAAGAAGACUCAUUUCAUUAAGAAUAUGAGGCAGUACGAUACAAAAAAUAGCAGGAUUGUACUGAUUUGUGCUAAAAGAUCUUUGUGUGCAGCUUUUUCAAUCUUGCCUUAUGGAGAAAACAUACGAAUCAGUGACAUGAAGGUGGAAAUCCAGAAACAGCGGCAUCCUUCGGGUGGAGUUUCAGUUUCUUCUGAGAUGGUCUUUGAAUUAGAAGGGGUAGAACUCGGUGCUGAUGGAAAGGUUGUUUCUUAUGCAAAGUUCUUAUAUCCAACCAAUGCUCUUGUUGCACUCAAAAGUGAAAACCAUGGGGCCGUGUCUCAGUGUCGAUCCAGUGUUCCACGGACUCUGCCUGGAUCAAGAUAUAAAUCCUUAACAGCUAAGACUGUGCCAACAGGCACAGAACUAGGAAGCGAAAUGGGAGAAUCAAUUGAGUAUAAUCCUAAUCUCCUUGAUGAUCCUCAGUGGCCCUGUGGAAAACACAAGCGUGUUCUCAUCUUUGCCUCUUACAUGACCACCGUAAUAGAAUAUGUGAAACCCUCAGAUCUUAAAAAAGACAUGAAUGAAACUUUUAAAGAGAAGUUUCCUCACAUCAAGCUGACGUUGAGCAAAAUUAGAAGCUUAAAACGAGAAAUGAGGAACCUCUCUGAAGAAUGCAGUCUGGAACCAGUCACGGUGUCGAUGGCUUACGUUUACUUCGAGAAGCUCGUCUUACAAGGCAAACUCAACAAACAGAACCGCAAACUGUGUGCUGGUGCUUGUGUGCUGCUCGCCGCGAAGAUCAGCAGUGAUCUCAGGAAAAAUGAAGUGAAACAGCUUAUUGAUAAAUUAGAAGAAAGGUUUCGAUUCAACAGAAGAGAUUUAAUUGGAUUUGAAUUUACAGUGCUCGUAGCUUUGGAGCUGGCCCUUUACCUUCCUGCAAACCAAGUUUUACCUCAUUACAGACGUCUCACGCAGCAGUCCUAGCCAAAGCUGCGUCCUAACAGCAGAGAGACUGACAUCUUUACUUGGCACUUGAUAGGCUGAAUAGUGACGGCCUUCCCAGCAACCUUUUCGGUGCCACAGUGUGCAUCAUGCCAUAUACCGGGCUGGACCAGGAAUUGAAAGCGCAAGUCAAAACAUGCUGCAUUCUCAUCAUCACAUUGAUGUUUUAUGGGGAGAACGGGAUCCUUGGCACCAAGGGCAUUUCCUUUGGACACUAAAGCACAAAAUGAUUCACAAAUCAGUUGCCAUUGUAGUUGACUAUUCUUCCUAUGCCUGUUAGGCUUAACUAGAAGAGGCCAGUUCUUUCUUCAAAAGAUGUGAAGCUACUUCUUUUAGAGAUUUUUAACCUUUAUUUACUUUCUCAGAAUGAAAUGUUACUUCCAUUCCAAAAUACAUGAUGAUGCAGUUCAAAUGGUAUUUCUAUGACCUUCCCUGCAUUUUACGUGAAUGAAAUGGCAUACUUUUUAAAAAUUGUGCUUGAAUCUAACUGGUCUGGUACCAGUACAUUAUGUAACUUAUGUUGCAAAGUUGUAGAUUCUGAAUUUAAAUAUCAUUUUAUCCUUUACCUGAAUUUGCCAUGCAUUUUGGAUAAACAUUUCCAAUAACUGCACUUGCAUUACUAAGGAAAUUUGGAUUCUACAGCUUGGCAAGCUUACUGAAGUUUGACUUUAUUUAAACAUCGAUAGAUGAAAAUAUAUUAAAUUUGUUUGAAGUAUGGAUUCAGAAACCAAUCAUCAUGAAAUACACUUGUUAACCAAGAUACCUGUUACCAAGACAAAUGAUUCCACAGGAGGCAAGCGGUAAUACUCAGUUCCUAAAUUAGGGGUUAUGUUCUUGAUCACCACAUAGUAAGGAAAACCCACAGUAGUGUACGCACACCUUGAUCGGUGCCAUUCCUUGUAUCAUCACAUUGCAUUUUACCCAGAUAAAUGUGCAUUGCUUGGAGAACAUUCUCCAAUUCCAUAAUGUUCUAUCCAAAAGGAAGUGAAAAAAUUCAUUUUGAAAGAAUUAAAAGUAUGGGCCCAAUAGGGUGAUCAUCCCAGUUACUUGUUUCAUGACUCAAAGCAAAGCACAUUUUUAUAUAUAAUAGUAUAUUUUUUCUCUUGCCUGCCUGCUCCCCUCAUAAGGUGUUUUCUGCAAUUAUAGUUUUCUUACCAAAUUAAGCCAAUUUUUAAAAAAAUUCUAUUUUUUUACUCAAUUUCUGUUCUUCCAAGCAUCGUGCCACUGUGAUGGUCUUCUGGAAUUGGUAUUUGUUGCGUACUGAAGUGGGCACUCAGCGGUCUUUACCAUACCACUUAUGCCAAGAAUUGAUCCAUCCUUCACCAAUUAACUAAGAACACAUUAUCUCCAUCAGCAUGCAAAAUGUUUGGAUGAAAUUUUCAACACUUUGAUCCUUUGGGAGUUAUUCGAUUUUUGACUCUGCUAAGCAAUAUCGUGAUAAAUGGAUGGGGGAAGAUUUUUGUGGCUUGAGGCUAUUUUUGUUAAGGAACAAGGAUAACAGGAUUUUGAUUAAAGAAAAUAUGUUGAAGGUGUAAUUGACUACUAAACUGCCUCUGAGAAAGAGGACUAGUUGUUUUUCUUACAUUUAAGUACUGUAAAUUUCGAUUCCAUGAUUCCUAGCUCCGUUACAUGCAUUGAGUGAAUGUGCACAAGGUACCAGCAUCAGAUUAUGAAGACUACUUCUUUGCAAUAGAAGAAGUCCAUGAAGGCAUGGACUGGACUUUUUAUUGUACAAGCAGCCAACUUUAUGAUGCUUUCUUCCUAAGUAAGUCUUGAAUGUUGUUCUCUCUCUAUAUAUUUAAUUCCACUACUGUCAGUCCACUUGUAAAUCUAGUAGCUGUGUAGUAAGUUUUUUUGUGUAUGUAUGUAAUUUGUGACCAAUGUUCAGGCUUCAUAAGCUUUAUCAAGAGUUAUCCAUAACUGUUCCGUCUGCAUGGUCUGUUACUGAGAUGAGCUCUACAAAAUACUCAUUUAAGCUUGGCAGUUGACACAGCUGAACAUUUAAGAAACUUGGGGUUAUAAAGGCAGUGUUCGUGAGCCAAUUUACUAAACGUGCCAACUCAUGAAGGGGCAAUUGGUCUUCUAUCCCAUGUGUAUAAAUUAACCCUCUAGUCUUGCUCAACCCAAGAACCCAUCAGUCCAGUUUGGCUUAACUCACUUAAUGUAGGCUUUGGCAAGGGGCCCUUAGGGUGUGGGGUCAUAGGAACAGUCUCUCCCAACCCCCUGCCUUCAUCCCCUGCCUAGGCUAUCCAUUAAAAGGCAAAAAUAGAUCCGGUGAGACAGCACAGGUCUCUGUGGGCCCAGAAAUCAGUGGCAGGUGCCUGAAGGAUGUGGCAGUGUAGCCCUUCCCCUGCUCCUUCCCUGGUGAGGCCUGCCCUGGAGCACAGCUGGACCUCACUGCCAGUCUGAGUGAUUUAUUGAGUGCUUGAGAGAGUUCAAUAUAACUAAGUUCUUAGACACCAUCCCCUGAUCCCAGGCUCAGUCUUGGAGGCUUCUUGGUCUUAGAAGCCUACCUUCAGCUGUCUGAAAACUUGUCCAUACCUUGUGAGUGGUUCCAUCCCAGAAUGUAAUAAUGCCUACACCUUCUGGUGUCUAUUUUAACUAUUUCUCUUGUAAAUAGUUCCCUAGUUUGAGCAUAGUCCUAUUUAUCUGCUCCACAAACCUGAAAGUUACAUUUCCCUUCCUUAACAGUAGUUCUUUAUCACAGAGUGUGCCAUAGAAGUGGAAAUGAUGUAAAACCACAGAAACCAUAACCCAGAAUUUGUUGAAAUCCCUACCCUUGUUUAAAUUGGCUGUUAAGGCCCAGUACUCCACUUCCAACUUUCCAGGGCUUCAAGUUUUAGGGGAGAGUGGAAGGCAAAGUUGGAAAGCAUCUUACUGUAGGGAUUUUCCAAUUAGGGGAGUGUGCAAAAGGUACAUUCUCAUGAAUCCACCUCCUUCCUACCCAAUUAGUGAACAUUUUGGCAUAUGUUAACAGCUUGUAUUUGUAUCUGCUUUGGUUCCUGCACACCAGAAAAUCAUGUCAGUUAAAACCUCCUGUACAUUGGUUUAACCUUGACCUGAUUCAUGCUACAGGAACUAUUUCAAAGGGAUAUUUAUAAAAUCAUUUACAACUUAUAUUAGGUACUGUUUUUAUUUUCCUCCAGAAUUCAUGAUCAGACAACACAGACUCUGUUGAAGAUUUGUCAUCAAAUUUUUAUUUUAGUCUAUUUUUAGUCAUGUCUCUUGGGACAAAUGUAUUUAAUGUUAAAGCUGCUGCUGUGUGGCAGAAAAGUAUUCCCACAAGUCAGCAGUUUUUCUGCUUCCCCCCCACUUUCCUUAAGUUGUUUUUUAAGAAAGAGUCAGGGCAGAGGGUGGGAAGGUUAGUUGGGCUUGUGGCCAAAUAAUCUAAUUAUGUUGCUGUCUUUUUUCAGCACAACGGACACUCAUGUACACGUGUAAACAAUUCUAAUUUUGUUCAAGUACAUUUGUCACAUGUAAUGUCAAAAUAGAUCAUGAAAUUGUAAAACUCAAGUGCUGUGAAAUAAAACUUGAUUUUGAUA